AUGAACAACCCUGAGUUUCGUCAGACUCUCCACAACAUCUCUCACAACCUUGAGACUGCAAAUCAGGCUGCUCAAGAGAACAUCUACACGUUUACGCAAUUAUACGUCGACCCUUGUCUUGAAGGGAUCAAAUCGUGUGUCUAUUCUUGCACCGCACCUUGCUUCCCGAACCGAGAAGCCAGCCACCGGCGGAGGAGAGGUCGGUCGCGUGGAAGAGCCGAGUACAACUUUGACUUCUAUAAUGCCUGGGAUGACGAAGAAGCGCUCGGUGAUGGCGUCUUAGGUUGGGGCCAUGAUGAGCUGGACGGUCUACUGGCCGGUCAUGGGUCGCAGUCGCGGCAGCCAAGGAAACAACGGGCAAUGAGCUACGGCUCAAGAGGAAGACGAAAACCGUCUGGAAUCCAGCCAGAAUCAGAGCAGGAUCCCACCAUUAUACCAAGCUCGUCAUACCUGGGGUUCCUUGAACGGCUGCCAUGGAGAAUUGGCGCCAGGAAAUUGCGCUACAAGCCUUCAGCUGCGGAUUUACAAGAAAAUCCCGGCGGCACUCGAGUGCGAGAUGCGGAGAGCGAACCACUUAUAGAAGAGCCGGAAGAAAACCAUGACACAUGGAGAAAGGGCCAUGGUCGUCAGCGGAGCGAUACUACCGCUUCGAGGUCGACAACCAAUUCCCUGAGCUCUAGAGGGGACUUGAUCAUGAGCGAUGAGGAAGAGUAUGAAGACGCGCAGCCGCUUGAUGACUCUUUUGCUGUUCUGCUCAGCCGGCGAAACACCAACCAAGGCUCGGCGGAAGAUCAGAGCAAUGGUAAGCCGAGGACGCCAAGCGGCCAGCGUCCAGGAGUGUCUCGCAACUCCACCCGAACAGUUUCUUCCAGGUCCAAAAGAAGCCCAAGCGGCAAGGUUAGCCAAAGGUCGGCCUCGUCGAAGAGUCUGGCACCUAUGUCUUCGGACGUCGUCGAAGAGCAUCCUGAGCCACCAACAUUAGUCGACCUCAGACGUGAAGAAGAACGAAUUGCGCACGAGGAAGAGCUUGAGAUAGAGCAGAAACGUGAAGCCGCUCAACGGCUGGCCUUGCAGCGAGGGUUAAGCUCGCGCGAUGCCAAAGACCUGACAAGCACGGAAGUCAAGCCUGAGAACGUCGAAGAUACGGGAGUGGACACUGCUAUAACGGUCGAUGUGUCGGAACGAGAUCCUGCGUCACCAUCCCAUUCACCAUCCACAGACUUGCGAAACACGGAACCAGAGUUAGCACCGUCGAGUACGGAUGGCGACGAUGACGGCAAGGAUCCCACCUGA
This is a messenger RNA of Cladophialophora carrionii CBS 160.54, 1293 nucleotides long. RefSeq lists its product as uncharacterized. Bases 1 to 1293 code for a protein of 430 amino acids. The record is from RefSeq and is a predicted model, not a curated record. Lineage: Eukaryota; Fungi; Ascomycota; Eurotiomycetes; Chaetothyriales; Herpotrichiellaceae. The transcript has a single exon.